Molecule: messenger RNA, 2060 nt
Organism: Harmonia axyridis
Lineage: Eukaryota; Metazoa; Arthropoda; Insecta; Coleoptera; Coccinellidae
Product: FAST kinase domain-containing protein 2, mitochondrial-like
Exons: 7
Coding region: 229-2031 (600 amino acids)
Source: RefSeq, a predicted model, not a curated record
UCUGGUGCAAACAUGUGCAGUGCAGUGAUCCAAUGAUGUGCUUUGACAAAUGAAUUUCAAAAAUUGAAUAUUUUGGGUAAAUAAUAAUAAAAUAUACUGGAUUAAACAUGGAAUCAUAACGUAUUUAUAUUAUCUACUUACUGAACCAAACGUAGAGACCAUAACAACAAACCAGGCUCAAGUUCUCGAACCAAAAUACUCUUGAUAAGAUUUCAGAACAGCAUUCCGAUGAUGUCCUUGAGUAAAGCCUUGCGCACGAUCAUCUCAUCAACACAUUCUCAUCACAAUAAAAUUCGUAACUUUUGCAGUUCAGUUACAAUUUCUAAAGAUACCAAACAAACAAGUCCCGAUAUUUUGUUGAACAAAUUCAAACAUGCCACAAGCACAAGCGAAGUUCUAGAUACAUUCAGUCAACAUAAAGAUGUGAUGAACAUUAAACAUAUUAUGCAAGCCCUUAGAUCUGUGUUUGUUCUUCAAAAGGAAGGAAGGUCCGACCUAUCAACGAAGAGUAUCAUCAGCAGCAGAAAAUUUGCUCAGCUCUGUGAAAAAUUGAAAACUCUAGCUGGUAUUAUUGAACCUAAUGAAACGAUAGAAGCUUUGAAAAUUGUCACUUACGUAGGGGUUCCCAAAAAUAGUACAAUAGUUCUGGUUUUGUUACAAUUGUUAAGGCACAAUUUGAACGAUUUAAAUCUGCAGCAAAUAAUAUUCUUAGAUUUUUUACUUGGAAAUUAUUCGGGGGUGCCACUUGCAGAAGCACUUAAAAUAGCAUUACCAAUUGUAUUCGACAUACAAUUACCUAUCAAAAUGGAACGCGAAAAUAUUCAAAGUCUCAAAGAAUAUUUGCACUACGCGUCGAAACACCAACUAUCAAACCAAUCAGUAGAUCUUAUUUUGUCUAAAACUAUUAACUGCCAAGAAAGAUAUGAUGCUAAAACAGCGAAAAGCAUAAUAUGGUCUAUAUGCGACAUGCGUCCAAGGCCUUGUUUUGAGAAACUUUUGAAAAAAAAUGUCAGAGUAUUAACACAAGUUUUAGAUGAAUUACCAUUCAAAGAUGUUGAUAUAACUCUCAAGAAAUUAAUGAAUUCUUAUACAAAAUACGAAUAUCCAUACUUUAGGAAUGAAGAGUUUUGUAAUGCUGUAGCUUGCCUUGCGAUGGACAAAAAUUUAUCACUCGAUCAAUGCAUCUACAUCAUGAAGAAAUUAGAGCAAUUGGAUGUGAUCAACAAACCCUUCAUUGAUUUUGUAUUCGAAAAAAUAUCAGAGGACCUUUCGAAAAUAGAUGACUUAUAUUACUGCUACGUCAUUUUGAAAUAUAUGGCAAAAACAGAUUAUAGACCGGAAAACUGGGAUGAAAUUAUAAUUAAAAUCAAAGAUUCUGAAAAAACAAAAAUAGACAAUAUUGAAAGUCGCAAAUUAGCAUUGGCAUUAUGUUACCAUCAGAUUUUCGAUAAUAAAAUAAUCGACGAAAUUUUCAAUAACAGUCUUGAAAAGAAUCUUACAAAUAGAGAUUUAAUUCGGCAGUAUCUUACAGUCUACUACUCGUUAAAAUUGCAUAGACCUGAGUUGGUACCGAAGAAUUUCAAACCGGAAAAUUAUUUGGAACUAAUCGACACACAUAAAGAAUUCCCCUUGGAGGGAGCAUUAUUCAGUGCUUUUGGAGGCGAAAAAUAUGUGAAGACUGGAGUAUAUUCCAAGGAAGGGAUUUUUAUAGAUCAUAUGAUAAUAUUCAGAAAAGGUGGAUAUCCAGUUUCGACUAAUUACACAAGCAAGUUCAUAGAAGACUUAGAUAUUUCUGAAGAUAAUGAAAUAGUAUUAGUUAUGUGUUUACAUCCUGAAGCUUACACUAAGGAAAAUUAUCUGUUGAAAGCAAAUUCAUUUCGUUUGGAGCUAUUAGAAAAAUUAGGAUAUACUGUUGUGCCUAUGUGUUUGGAAAGUUGGAACUCUUUGCUCGAUCAUGAAAAAAUACCGUAUUUAGUACAGAAUAUCAAAAACAAAUUACAACAAGAUAUAACCCUUAAUACUUAUGGAUAAAAGAACAAACCAAUAGUAGUACCAAAUUA